GCUAACAUGGUUGGCCGGUCCAAAACGACCUCGCCCCUUGCCUCGCCCAAAUUUCCAGGACUUGCCCUGGAUCGCCCAAACCUUUUCCCGCAAAAAAGGCAUCGUAUACAAGCUGAGCAGGGCAGAAGCUGAGCACUACAAAGGACACAAUAGCACUGUAUUAGUUAAAGGGCUGCGUUGUAUUUGCCAUUUUUGAACCAUCUUUCAACUUUCUUCAAGGCCAUUGACGAGUAUGACCGCUCUGAAGAUAAAUACUUGCAUUUGGGAUGCGCGCGUCCACGCGCGCAGCUCUCGGUCCAAACCUUUUGUGCUUGGCCGUGUCGGCCCCAACGCCGGCCUCAACCGCCCCGUCAUCUGUGCUGUGCAAGGAAGCCAGCCGUCUGUGGCUGGUGACGGUGACUCGGUCGUCUCCCUGAGCAAGGCUCUGCGAGAGAAGGAAGCCGAGGCCAAGGCGGAGGCGGAGCGGUACAAGAAGGCCAAGGCAGAGGCGGAGCGGUACAAGAAGUAUGUGGGAAUCUACUUCGCCCUCCUUACCACCGCGCUGGUGAUGUAUGGCUCUGCUACUGGGCGUUUCUCGUUCCAGCUGCGCCAGAUCUGUAUCGAAAGCCUGGCCUGGCUUGCGAUUGUGGUGGGUCUGGAUAUCAUGGCCGGUAGCAGCCCGGUGCAGAGCAUCACUACGGCGAUGGGCCUCAUACCGGCCUUCGAGCUCACGCGCAUCCUGGCAAAGGGCAUGUCGCUGAUUGUCGCUGGGCUGGUGUCCUGAGGUGUGGGUUUUGAGAAGAUGCGGUCCGUUGGCUAUAAUGUUGACAGACCACCCGCUCCCUUACUGACGCAGUUGACGCGUUUGAUAGCAGGAUCAUAGUACGGGACCAGUUCCCCUACCAACUGGUCCCGUAACCACUAUGAUCCUGCUAUCAAAGGCGUCAACUACGUCAAUAAGGCAGCGGGUGGUCAAUAUACAUUAUUGCCAACGGACCGGUUCUCCUCAAAUGUCACGUCGGUAUGCGGGUUUGCAUGUCGGGUUGCCAACUUCGCGUGUGCGUGUUGCGUGUUGCGUUUUGCGUUUUUCAAGCACACACACGCGAACAUGACUUUGUAACUUGUGCCACACAUUGGUCGAGUGUUUGUGGGGUGCUGCCCCCUGAAUGUUGGCUUCUACAGGGAUGGUGUGGCUGCUUGUAUUGCAGCGGUGAAAGGUGCAUUAAUAGACCCACGGUAGUGUACUUGUGCUGACGUGAUAGGGUACGGCAGCUACGUGUUGGGGAAGGUGCUCCGAGGUACUCUUCAGCGCUGUUACGUGCCUAUGGCGGGUUUAUUACUGUCUUGACAAAGGAAACAACAUAAGAGUGCGCGACAAGAGACAACAGGGUUGACGAUACCAUAAGGGCGUAACAUGGUUUUGUGUGGUAUUUAAUCGUUGACAGAGUUGUUUCCAAGUAUCUGGUGUCCAGUAAAGAACAGUGCUUCUGCAAGAGACUGCGGCGAACUGUAAGGAUUAAAAGUA
This is a messenger RNA of Chlamydomonas reinhardtii, 1504 nucleotides long. RefSeq lists its product as uncharacterized. The transcript is spliced from 6 exons. The coding region runs from base 548 to 763 and encodes 71 amino acids. The record is from RefSeq and is a predicted model, not a curated record. Lineage: Eukaryota; Viridiplantae; Chlorophyta; Chlorophyceae; Chlamydomonadales; Chlamydomonadaceae.